CUAUUUUUUUAGUGAAACGAAUAAGUAAUUAGUUUUUUCGUUAUUCAAAUUAAGUUGAUAUUUGAUGAUGAUGGUGGCCGAUCCUCAGGUUGGGAACCGAGUUGCACUGCAUGUAGUGUGGUUUGCAACCUCAGUAUGAUAAAAUAAUACAGCAAUCCCUCACCACACCAUCUCCACUAUUCUAAUCUUAGAAAGAACUUAACGAAUGGUCGAUGGUAAAUAAAUUGCAACUUGUUACUUUGUCUGUGGUCGCCUUUAUGACCGAAGAAACUGUGCGAAAUUACAAACGGCCCUGUUACUCUCACUCAACAACUUUUCUCUCCUGUGUCAUUUUUGUGACGUUUCAAAUUGAUUUCCAACAAAAACAGCUGAGCUCGAAGAUGUCUAAUCAUUUCUGUUUAACUUUUAUUGCUGUCGUGUCCGUGGCGCCUGCCGUUGCACUGGUGCAUUCGGGUUAAAAUAUUCGUGCAAUUCACAGGCAAAGAACCAGUUCUGUACUCGGGAAAAGCUGCUAGCAUAGAGCGAAAGUGCGCAAAUUUCCGUCAAGGUUGGUUAUGGGUUUGUCAGAAUUUCCGUAAUUGGCCACCACAAUAUGGUUUUAUAGUGAUUGAAGUGAUUUUUGUGAAGUGUCUGUUUUUAUUUUUAAAUUUCUUAUUGGAAUUCUCGUUCUCAAUUGAUUUUACCGAAAAAAUCGGGUAGAAACAACGUCGUACUGUUGGGCAAUUGGUGCACUCCCACGCUUUUUCAGGGGGAAACGGCUACGUCACCGUUGCCACCCUUGCGAAAUGGGUAGCCGCGUCUAACAGGCUUCAAUAUUAUCACUGACCAGAACUCGUAGGCGGAUAUGAAAACUGAAACGUUAGUGCUAACGAUAAGCUUUGUGUUAACGGCGCUCUAAUAAUACAAAUAAAAAAUGCAAAUUCUGAAAAUUUCUGCAGCAGAAAAGAUUUCAUGUUGUCCCGAAGUGUGAAAGUGAAUUAUGCCUAAUAAAAGUGCAGUGAAAAUCAAUAUAAAGUCGCAGUUCCGAAAGUGAUAAUUCCAUAAAAUGACAAAUUACGACAGCGACAUGAUAUCCUAUUCGAAUUCCUCGUCAGACGCGGAAGUACCGCCGAUCUCUAUGGAUAAAUUCUACCCGGCCUUGGUGCAGUGCUUCGGAAUUAUAAUUUGCGGAUAUUUGGCUGGUCGCUUAAAAAUCAUAUCGAAUGCAGAAACUAAGGGGCUUAACACUUACGUCGGAACAUUUGCACUACCAGCUCUUAUAUUUCAAUCAUUGGUUGAGCUAAAUUGGAGUACAGUAAACUGGAACUUUCUUCUAUCGAUUUUAAUAUCGAAAUCAGUCGUUUUUCUUGCUGUGAUUGUGAUAAGCCUUCUGGCAGCUAGACCUAUUAACUAUGGACGUGCAGGCCUCUUAGCUAUAUUUUGUACACAAAGUAAUGAUUUUGCUAUAGGAUAUCCGAUAGUUGAGGCACUUUACAAAAACAUACAUCCGGAGUAUGCAUCGUAUUUGUAUAUUUUAGCGCCAAUAUCAUUGGCGUUUCUGAAUCCCAUUGGCCUUAUACUGAUGGAGAUCGAAAAAAAGAGACAAGAAGCAAUUGAACAAAGAAAUAACAUGCCUAUAUGUCCCGAUGCUAAUCCCGAAAAUCGUAGUGCAUUACGAGGAAAACUAAUGGUUGUGGUGAAAAUAUUCGAAUCGAUCUUUUUCAAUCCUAUAAUGUUGAUGACAUUACUGGGUGUUAUCGGUGGUGUAAUAUUUCCCAAUGGCCUACCAGAAGUAAUUUCCAGUGUUCUAGAUGUGUUGGGAAGGUCUUUCUCGGCGACUGCCUUAUUCCUUCUAGGCCUAAGAAUAGUCGGAAAAGGGAGUGAAUUGAAAGGUUCUGGAUUUUUAAUGCCAGGGAUUUUAAUUAUUGUGAAAUUGCUAGUUUUACCUUUAGUGACCAGACAAACUGUGAACAUAAUGCAAGCUGGGGGAAAUUUUACGGAGACUACAGAAUUAAGUACGUUUGGCUUUUUAUAUGGGACCUUUCCAGCUGCACCUGGAGCGUUUGUUAUUGCUGCCCAAUAUAAUUUAGAUGUUGAUUUGAUUGCCAGCAGUAUGGUAGCCUGCACUUUUAUCAGUGCUCCAUUGAUGUUCAUUUCGGCGAAAAUGAUUUCACUCACGAACUUAAAUCCUGCCGACUACAUACAUGAACUGGAUCAAUUCUCUUUUGACAUUAGUGCAACUGGUGUUUUUGCUUGUUUUUGGGUUCUACUGAUUUUUACAACAACCAAGAAAAUUCGUUUGAUGCCACAUAGAAUCACUUCAUUUCUAGUACUAUCACAGUUAUUUUGCUGUAUUGGUGUAAUAUUGUGGUCUAAAGUGGAGAGCACAUCCAAAUGGGCAACGUUUGCACAAUUCUUUCUAUUCACAGUCGGGACCUACAGUAGUCGCCUUUGGACAGCGAUUUUAGCAAUAGCAUUGUUGUUUUUGCAAUGUCGCAGCCUAUGCUUUGUAUUAAAAUUGUGGCCAUACAUGAUAGCUGUUGCUUGGGGAUUUCCAUCGAUUCUUGCUACUAUAUUGAUACUAGUUGACGGAAAUCAUCUACCGCCAGGAAAACGUAAUCCUAGUUUUCAAUAUGGCAACGCUCAGGCAGCCAUUGCAGUAUUCUUGCUUGUAAUGUGCUUCAUUGUUACUGUUGGAUGUCUAGUUUUACAUCAGCGAUAUAAGAGACGCUUUGAGAAAUAUCUGACACUUUCUCGGGAAUUAUCUAAUCCAGAGUCUGAUAUUGUGGUGAACUCAACAUCAACAGCAAAUCUUCUAGCGAAUGCAGCUACGAACAACGAAGAAAAUGAAAUUAGGAAACGGUCAUACUCUUCAUCUGAUGAAGAUGAGAAUCCUAAAAGUGGGUGCCACAGCGCAGAAAAUUGUUGCUCUCAAACAUCACCAGCUACAACGGUUGUCGAUAUUGAAGACUUAUUAGAGAAACCAACCUCGCCUUAUACUGACCCAAACGUUGGAGGACGUGAUAUGUGUAGUUCAGCAUUUAGUUGUCCUACAUCAUCGCGAGAGAAUUGUCAGAGUCGUGUGCAGAGGUAUAAGGAUCAAGCGAGAUAUGCUUUAGAACCGUUGGAAUUCACAGAUGAUAUUGAUGAGCAUCAAACUUUAAAACACACAGUCCUUCUCAUAUUAUUACUGUGCUCUAUGUUUGUGGGUUUAGCGCUAUCUAUUUGGACUCUAGUGAUGGAAGGUAUGUCAGGGAUAUAUCUGGAACUGAGCUUCCUUGAUGCAUUCCUUAAUUUCGGGCAAAGCUUAAUUGUGUUGGCUGUAUUUAUAACUGAUACAGGCGAGUUGUUAUAUCCCAUCGUAAUAUUUUGGCGCAAAAUAUGGUACGGUGCGAACAUUUUGAAGCUACCGAAUUGGUCCGAACUCAGUCCUGAGACGAGACAUGUAUGUGAGCAAUUCCGUACACAUCAUCUAGAGAAUUGUAAGAAAGCCAUAGCCAAAGAUAAAAGGUGGCGUAUCAAAAUUUACAAAAAAGUAUUCUAUGGAAGCGAUUUGGUGAACUGGCUUAUAGAGGUCGGUCUAGCUAAAGAUCGACUAGAAGCAACAAAUUAUGCCAGCCGGUUGGUAGAUGGACGGGUUCUCCGACACAUCAACAGCGUUUAUCAUUUUCACGAUAAAAACUUGCUCUAUAUGUUUUGUAAUCGGAUUUAAUCUGAGAAUAGAGAUUAACUGAAAACUAACAGAUUAUGUGAUUUACGAAUCAGCCAUCGUAUCACUGAACUGUAAUAUGAAGACCCUUAUUUAUUUGUGAAUAUUUUAAGUAAAGGUAUCGUUGUAUAUAUAGAUACACAGUAUGUUCGGAGAAAGAGCUACUUUUCAACAUAACAACGCGCGGCACAAAUAUUUUUAUCGUCAAAGACAGAUUGUAUUAUAAAUUAUUCAAAAUAAAUUUAUAAUCGCA
Messenger RNA from Hermetia illucens (black soldier fly), 3941 nucleotides. It is a transcript of the gene anchor, whose product is annotated as integral membrane protein GPR155. Lineage: Eukaryota; Metazoa; Arthropoda; Insecta; Diptera; Stratiomyidae. The coding region runs from base 1046 to 3691 and encodes 881 amino acids. The record is from RefSeq and is a predicted model, not a curated record. The transcript has 14 exons. Gene Ontology annotation, biological process: transmembrane transport; intracellular signal transduction. Gene Ontology annotation, cellular component: membrane.